Messenger RNA from Perca flavescens (yellow perch), 1060 nucleotides. It is a transcript of the gene fam47e, whose product is annotated as family with sequence similarity 47 member E. Gene Ontology annotation, biological process: transcription initiation-coupled chromatin remodeling. The record is from RefSeq and is a predicted model, not a curated record. Bases 281 to 1060 code for a protein of 259 amino acids. Lineage: Eukaryota; Metazoa; Chordata; Actinopteri; Perciformes; Percidae. Gene Ontology annotation, cellular component: chromatin. The transcript has 5 exons.
CCGCACCACCACCAUACUGUCUAUGACCACCACGGCACAAGAGCCUCCCAAUGGAGCCUCCACUGUUGCCAUAGUUACCAAGUAACAAACUAACUUGGGGCACGUCCUUCUCACUUCUUUUUAUAUGUCAAUGGUCCUUCUAUGGGCACGUCACAAGCUAGAUUUUGAUUGUCAACUUUUGCAAAUGUGACGUUAUCGGAGAUAAAAGAACAGGUUGUCUUCUGAAGCUUUGAUUUCAAACUCUAAAAUAAUUAUUAAGUAAACAAUACUGACGACAAGGAUGGAAACAAAAAACACGCGGCCCAUUUUCCCUUGGUACAAGGAGAGGUUGCAGACCAAGUAUCAUAAAGCCCCAGCAAACAAGAUGUCCUUGAUCGGUAGUUGUUGCCGUUUUGUAAACGUGAGCCUCGAUGACUUCAGUGACUGCUCGUCAGUCUUAUCCGGGGACCAGAGAGGUGUCUCACCAGUUAUUUUUCAUGACACUCCAAACCAGAACUCCAGUCAAAGGCAUAAAAAGUGCUCCUCUAAAGAACAUGCUUGCUUUUCAAAGCAGAUGAUCCAAAAGCAGAUUCGCAGAGAAUAUGUGGCUGCUGUGGAGGAAAAACUCAAACAGCAUCCUCUGGCUAUGUACCUGCACUAUAAGGAUCAUAUGACCCCAGAUCUAUUUGAUAAGGUGUUAUCCGUCUUGGACCCAGACAUGAGCGUUAUCAGUGCCUCUGCACUUCCUACGCUUACAGGAGAUGAUGUGGAGGAGGAAGAUGAGGAAAACUGUACAGAGCCAAGUCAGGAAGAAGUGAACAGAGCAAAACACAGAACUUCUGCUGAUAAAACCAGUACUAAUGGCCAAAAUCCAAGUCCAAGAAACCCCUAUAUUGUAAAAAUGAAUGGAAAUUGUAUCAAGAAAGGCCAACAAGUGAAUCAACUGAGCAUCCAUAAAGACAUGAACGUAGCCGCCAAACCUUUCAGCAGACAGUUUGUCUCUCCGGACGAAGAGACAAAUGUUACGGAAUCUCCAAUACUGGGCCUUUCAGACUCUUCAUCUCCAACUUUCCCCAUUUAA